GUCCUCGCUUCGUUGUCCUGUCUUUACCGACCUGCUUCCCAACUCCGGUCGGAGGUCAUCCAUUCUCUCACCAGCCAUCUCUUUCUUUCUAUUCAGUCAGAAGUACAUCAAAUCACCAUCGAUAUAGCAACAGUUUUUACUGGUUUGCUCUGAUGUCCGUCCCGCCAGCGCCAAAUUCACAGCCAAUGUCGGCGACCUCGAGCGCGUCUGGCUCCUCCUCUCGUCCGCGAAACAGCCACCGCAACAGCUCCUACGGAUCACAGACGGGCUCGUCAAGUCAAUCUGCCUCGUCAAGUUUACGAAACACGGCUGCUUACAAGCGACAGAAUUCAAUCAAUACUAUCGAAUCGUCCGUCACCAAGCUUCUGGUCGCGACUAAGAAACUGCUCGAAUGUCUGAAGCAGUGGGCGGCUGGCGAUUGCACGGAGAAAGAUGUCUCUGAUGUGUACGUCAGUUUAGGAAACGAAUUCAAUAUCACAAGUCGCGCUUUUGUUCGGAUCGGGAUCGAUGUCAGUGACUUUGACGAUGUUCCGGGAAAGCUUCGAACGAUUCUGGAAGAGGCACUUGCUCGGGAGCGAUCACAGGCAACCGUCGAUGUCUAUACCCCUGCGAUCCGACAGAUUAUAGUCAAGCUAUUAGAAGGCCUCAAGGAGAAGCAAGCACUUUUGCGUACGCUGAUGGCACAACAACAACAACAGCAGCAGCAAGUACAGCAACUACCCCAGCCAACGUUUUCCCCCGUAACCCCUUCAGGCGAUCGAUCAAUGGUCCACCGAAGCGCCACCUCGCGAUCUCCCACUCGCAACGAUCAUACCGUCCCCACGCGCUCCGCAACAAUCCAAUACCCCCAGCGGCCCGCGGAUCCUACCACCCCGACGUCUAACCCGAUGCCCCCUCCCCACGGCCCGCAGAUCUACCCCGGCAGUCCGAAACGGAACUCUGCGACCUACAAUUUCCUGCCGUCUGCCGCCAGUCCUGUCGCGAGCGCAAGGCCAGAGUCAUCUGAUUUUCCCCCACCGGUAGAUCUACCCCCGAACCCGACGACUCCGCACCCUUCGAGUCCGCAAGCGGCUGCCGCUGUCCCGAAAAUAAUCGAGUCCGUGGCUGCUUCCCCCGCAGAGUACGCAAGCUACUCACACCAGACUCCGACUCAGUCCAACGAUCCUCGAGCACAGCUCCAACGAAGCGACGCGCUAGAACGCCGAGCGUCGCGCAGGUUCUCAGCUUAUCAGUACGCCAAGCUGGGCGCGUCCGGACCCGGUGGACCAACCGCCGCCGGCGCGGCCGCGGCAGCAGCAGCGUCCGAGUUCACGCACAGGUCGCGAGGAAGCUCGAUAACCAACGGCUCGGUAUCGACGCCGAUGACGAUACAAGAGGGGCAGGUUCUGCUUACGAAUUCGGCGCGGAGCAGCGCGAAUGGAAAAGUGACGACGAGCGAACGGUAUUCGUUGCAGGAAACGGAUGAGGAGCAGGCUGAGAACGAGGGCAGUAAGACGCCGAGUAGAACUUCGGCGUCGUUGGGAGAGGAGUCGAAGAUGGCUGCUAUGGCUGAAGAGGAAGAAGGAUCUGAAAACGAUCAGUCAGUUACAUUAAAAGACCCCGAAGUCACCGAGGCAGGCGACGCAGUCCCGACAGCGGAUAUUCUGAAAGUGCCGGUAUUCAUCCAGCUCGAUCGGAAAAUCAAAAAGGUCUGGCUGGACGCGGACGACGUCUCGCUUGCGGCGCUGCGACUGCUUUUUGUCGAGCGGUUUUCGUACUCGCCCGGGUCGGAGAAUUUUCCCGCCAUGUCGAUUCAGGAUAAGGAGACGGGGGUGAAGUAUGAUCUGGAUGAGACAACGAUCAUGGAUAUUACUAGUGGGUCGCUUAUUAUUCUAAACGUUGAUACAGUGGACGAGACCAAAAAAUCGCUUGAAGACGGAAUGACAAGCCUGCUAGCCCAAUUUGCAGAGCUGCAGGUGAAGAUGGUGGCGCAGACAGAUUUGAUUGCGAAAAUGACAGAGUCGCAGCAGACGUCGGCUGCAAAGCUAGAGGAGUCGAUCAAGACUGUUGUCGAGAAGGAGAUGGCGAAGGCUACGGCGUUGACUUCUACUGCUGCUGCUGCUACGCCGGCUUCAAAGGAGGUGGGAAGUGCAACGGCAGCGCCGACGGCGCGACGGCCGCCGAUCACGCCGUCGACGUCGGAGAGGUCGGUGAAGUCUGCGUCGCCGAAGCCGGUUAACCAGGUACAAUUAGCUGAGCUGGCAUCCUUACGCAAGGAUCUUGCUGCGGUGCGGCAGAUCCACGGCGGGAUGACAAAGACGCUGGAGAGCUCGCUUAGUGCGAUGAAGAGCAAGAUUUCGGAGUCGACGAGCACGCAGCAGACGAGUAUAGUGGUUACGGGCGACAAGCAGGUGACGCAGUACCACAACAUUCUGUCGACUGAUAUUGAUAGUCUGCUCACCAAGGUCGAGGAUCUGCAGGACGUGAUUGAAGCGCUGCGGAAGGAUGUCGCGCUGCGGGGCGUGCGGCCGCUGCCGCGUCAAUUGGAGGCGGUCGCGAAGGAUCUUGCGCAGGGGCGGACUGAGCUGCGGCGACUGGAAGCGUACGUGAAGAAGGAGAAGCCGCUGUGGAAGAAGAUUCUGGAGCGAGAGCUGGAUAAUAUAGUUGAAGAGCAGCAGUUUUUCACGUUGCAGGAGGAUCUGCUGGGCGACUUACUCGAGGACCUCGAGAGCGCGGCCGAGACGUUCUCGCUCGUGCAGCAGUUCACGGAGGAGCAGAUCAAGAUCAGCGCGGGCUCGAAACGGUCCGCGGCGCCGUUUGCGGGCGGGAUGGGCGGGUUCGACGCGGUGUCGGGGAAGGAUGCGGUGUUGAGGGAAGUGCGGGCGCUCAAUCCGAACCACGAGAGUAGGCUUGAAGCUAUUGAGCGGGCGGAGAAAGUGAGGCAGCUGGAGAGUAAGAGUCGGGUGGACGAGUUUGAGAAGGAGUUGGGUGAGUUUGUGGAGGAAGGAAAGCUGAAAAAGUCGGGUGGGAUCGAGGAGGUGGAGAGGCAGCGGAAGGUGAGGGAGGAGCAGGUGUGGAAGGAGUGGAGUGAGAAUAGCAUGGCGAUGGGGAUGGGGAUGUUGUAGGAUGUGUGCUCUUUCUUAUCUUUGUGGAGAAUCUGGUUUUCGAAUGUACAGUAAAAGUCUAGUUGUGUUGAGCAUCAUGCAUCUGGCGUUUCCGCUUUUUCUAAUAACUUACUUCUCAGCAGUAACUACGUA
Myxozyma melibiosi is the source of this 3236-nucleotide messenger RNA. RefSeq names its product actin interacting protein 3-domain-containing protein. The record is from RefSeq and is a predicted model, not a curated record. Gene Ontology annotation, molecular function: cytoskeletal regulatory protein binding. Gene Ontology annotation, cellular component: cell tip; cytoplasm. The transcript is spliced from 4 exons. Gene Ontology annotation, biological process: establishment of cell polarity. Lineage: Eukaryota; Fungi; Ascomycota; Lipomycetes; Lipomycetales; Lipomycetaceae. Bases 153 to 3104 code for a protein of 983 amino acids.